This is a messenger RNA of Brienomyrus brachyistius, 1725 nucleotides long. It is a transcript of the gene ccnh, whose product is annotated as cyclin H. Gene Ontology annotation, molecular function: cyclin-dependent protein serine/threonine kinase regulator activity. Bases 148 to 1125 code for a protein of 325 amino acids. Gene Ontology annotation, cellular component: nucleus; transcription factor TFIIK complex. The record is from RefSeq and is a predicted model, not a curated record. NCBI's taxonomy places the organism in Eukaryota, Metazoa, Chordata, Actinopteri, Osteoglossiformes, Mormyridae. Gene Ontology annotation, biological process: regulation of cyclin-dependent protein serine/threonine kinase activity; regulation of transcription by RNA polymerase II; DNA-templated transcription. The transcript is spliced from 10 exons.
UCAUCAUGACUCGAAAGACCCCUGCUGUCCAAAAAGUGCCUGAGUAAUACACGACAGUAUUACUUGCUUCUUGUGCUUAGGGUGGUCAUGUAUUAUUAAAUAUUAUCUGGCGUUUCGUAUAAUUCUCGACUUUAGCCAAAGGGUACAAUGUAUCACAAUAGCUCACAGAAAAAAUUUUGGACAUUUGAAAAUGAAGAAUGUUUAGAGAAACUUAGGUUUCAAGCCAAUCAGAAGUUUCGUGCAAAAGUUCUUGGUAGUGGAAAGGAAUUGACAGGAUUGGAUGAAUCCUCAUUUUUGAAUCCUUUCGAGGAAGAUGUGCUUUUCAGACACUAUGAAAGGAGACUUCUCGAAUUCUGUGCUAAUUUCAAGCCUGUGAUGCCAAAAUCUGUUGUGGGUACAGCAGCUAUGUAUUUUAGAAGAUUUUACUUGCAUAACUCAGUAAUGGAGUACCAUCCCAGGAUUAUUAUGCUUACCUGUGCAUACCUGGCCUGCAAAGUAGAUGAGUUUAAUGUGUCGAGCAGCCAGUUCGUUGGAAAUCUGCCGGAGACAGCUGCAGGACAGGAAAAAGCUCUGGAACAGAUCCUUGAGUAUGAACUACUACUCAUCCAGCAGCUAAAUUUCCACCUGGUGGUGCACAACCCCUACCGACCUCUAGAGGGUUUCCUCAUUGACCUCAAGACAAGAUAUACGACACUGGAGAACCCAGAGAUGCUAAGGAAAACCGCUGAUGAUUUUCUUAACCGUGCUACUAUGACAGAUGCGGGUCUUCUCUGCUCUCCGUCACAGAUUGCUUUGACCGCUGUGCUGAAUAGUGCUUCUCGGGCUGGCAUUAGCAUGGAAAGUUACCUGACAGAAUGCUUGGGUUUGAAAGAAGACAAGGAAACCCUGUGCAAGAUGAUUGACUUAAUGAGACGAAUAAAAAAUCUCUUAAAGAAAUAUGAGCUUCCCAACUCAGACGAGGUCAAUAUGUACAAACAGAAGCUUGAAAGAAUACAUGCUGAAUUCGUCAACACAAUUCCGAAACGGAAAAGAGGAUAUGAAGAUGAUGAUCAUGUCACAAAAGAGCAUCCUGUUGCAGAGGAGGAGGAAUGGACUGAUGAGGAUUUAGAGUACUUGAUGACAUGAUCGGGAGCCGUCUCUGGGAACACUGACAUUUAACAUAUUGGUGUAUUACCUCAGUCUUUCCAAUACUGCGCAGUAGCAGCUACAUCAGGUGACAGAAUUGCCCUGUGUACAUUUGGAAUAUUUUUGAGAAAUAAAGUUUUUGUACAUUUCAAUUUGUACAUAUGUCAUAAUUCCAGUCCUUGAGGGCCAGAAUCCAACACAGUUUGCAGAUUUCCCUGAUCGGACACAUAUUGCUGGUACUUAACCUGAUAACUGGCUGAUUUAAGAUGUAAGCAAACUGUUGCAAACUGGCCCACCAGCACUGGAACUGGGGAACCCUGAUAAAAAAUGUUUUCAUUCUACUGAAUAAGAUUAUUGGAAUCAUAGCAACCCUGAGAUUUAUGGUCAAACAUGUAUUGGCUGAAAAACCAUUUAAAUGAACAUAAUAGUUCUAAAUUUAUAGGCAAUGUUAAAUACAUUGGUUAAUUGGUUUUCUCUUUCAAACCUGACUUCAAAAUACUAGGGAUCAUUAAUUUUAAAUACAUGUAAUGUUGCAUAUGGUUAUACUAAAGUUUGUAUUACCUGAACUAUUAAUAAAACUCCAACAAUGUAACUUACAAA